Molecule: messenger RNA, 5087 nt
Organism: Stegostoma tigrinum
Lineage: Eukaryota; Metazoa; Chordata; Chondrichthyes; Orectolobiformes; Stegostomatidae
Product: V-set and immunoglobulin domain-containing protein 4-like
Exons: 7
Coding region: 2755-3555 (266 amino acids)
Biological process (GO): negative regulation of macrophage activation; negative regulation of interleukin-2 production; negative regulation of T cell proliferation
Source: RefSeq, a predicted model, not a curated record
CUGGAUGUAAUAACUGAACUGAAUUUAGUUUGUAUUACUGUGGUGAUGAGAUUUGAAUUCAUAGCAAUAAUUUAGCUUGGGUCUCCAUCACAAAUAAGUUAUCAAUUUGAAUAAAUGCUAAGUUAGAGGAUAGUGAAUAGAAGUUUAAAAUAAUGGAUUGGCUGCAGUUUGAUUGCGCAUUAAUUAAAAUGGAUAAUAAUGGUAUCCCAGGAGGUUGUAUCCAUAAAACUUGUUGACGAGGACUUGGAUCACAUACCAGAAGAAUUUGUUUGUACAGAGAGCAUUCCAAAAGAAGAAAUACAAAAUCCCAAUUGAUUCGUUGGCUGGGGACAGACUGGGCUUUGUAAAAGGGCAGUUUUAAAGCCAAAACCAGCACACUGACUAAAACUUAAAAUGACUGACACCUUUUUGUAUCACUGUGAAAAUCACAUUUUACUUCAGUUGGAAUGGAUAUUCGGGGCCGAUGAAGUCAUCACCAGAGACAAUAACCCCUUGGAUAUCUGCAAAUAUUUGAUUCUUGUUUUUGCAAAAUGUGAAAUAAACCAUUCAGAAAUUAAUUGCCAAUACUAAAGACCAUGAUUUUGUUAAAAUGAAUAUGCAAAUGAGAAAUAUUCAAUGCUUUCUUUCUUUUGGAAUAUCAAAUAGACUUUUGAGUGAUCAUGAAACUAACUAAGCUUCGUCUGUGCAUACGAAUCAUAGAAUCCCUCCAGUGUGGAGGCACACCAUUCAGUUAAUUGAGACCACACUGUCUGUACAAAGAGCAUCCCACACAGUCCUGCGCUCCUAUUCCUCACCCCAUCCCUGUAUCCCUGCACUUCCCAUCCACCUAAUCUGCACAUCUUUGAACAGCGAGAGGAAACCAGAGCACCUGGAGGAAACCCAUGCAGACAUGGGGAGAAUGUGCAAACUCAACACAGAUAGUCGCCCAAGGGUAGAGUUGAAAGCAGCAGUCCCUAGUGCUGUGUGGCAGCAGUGCUAACCUCUGUGCGAAUGUGCUGCCCCAUGUGGAUUUGGAAUUGCAGAAGACCAACAGCAGCUGUGAAAGCAAGCUGCUGUUCUUUGUCACUGUUGAUGACAGCACCCUGUUUAAUGUGUCUGCAUUCCUAGAGGAAGGCAACAUUUAAAAGAAGACCUGUUGCACAAGAUUGAUUCUGAAAGGACAAGACAUCAGCUGCAUCUUGCAUAGCUAGCUGAGAACCAAAGCAUUUGGAUAACUAUGACCAGACCGAUAGCCAAGUGCACCCUAUGACCCCUUAAUUUUUUUUCAACUGAAUUUUACCCUAGUUCCUGUUCUCUCUGACCCAUUUUUGCAGCUUUGGUUUGAGUCCAUGUCCAUGUGUUUUACAUUUUUAAUAUUUUUAAUUUUUAAGAUAUUUUUACCUGAAUAGUAACUCAAGAAAUCCUUUAUUGGUUAGUUGGCUUAUCAGACACAUGCAAACAGAAGUGCAUCUUGAUUUGGCAAGUACAACCUUGUAUUUACAUUCAAACUCUUGUUCUAUAAAAUGGGAAGUGUGAAAAGAAGUGAGACAUUCCACUCCCACCUGGUUGUAAUACCAGUCUCAAGAAUUCAUGAUUUUUGAAUCCCUUAAACUUUUUUUACAUAAGCAGGCAUUCUUGUUCACCGAGACAGUAUUUCACAUUAACAAGUCUAUUCCUUUAAGAUACAAAAAAAGUUCAGUUUAAUCCCCAACUUUUUAAGGUAUCCACCAUAAUUUCUGGAGUGACCAACAAUCCAUUUGGACAAUUUUAUGUGCAUUUGCUUUAUGUUGUAAUGUGGCUUGCUUGACAGAGGAUCAAACGAGUGAGCCACUGAAACUGCCUGCCUUUUUGACAGAAACUCCUCCACUGCCUUUCUGUUGUUUAAGAAUGCCAUCCAAUGCUCAGUUGUCCAUCUUUACUGUAAAUAAAAUGGCAAAAGUUGUUGAAAUAAUAUUGUGAAAUAGUGUAGCAAUGCAAAUCAGCAAAUGCCAGCGUACUCAGAAUAUUACAGAUUUCGGAAACAUUUCAAAAUAACAACUUUACGUGCAGUAAUAAACAACUGCAUGAUUAAGUUAGAAAUCUCUAAAGGCCUUGCUGCAAAUUACAAGAGAUCCUUUUUUAUAUGGAUGAGCGGGUGGAAAAUUAAUUAUCUUUGGCUUGUGUGUAGUUGAAUUGUUAAAUUGAGACUCUUAAUUGACUUUCUCUGCCACUUCCAGUAACCUCAAAAAUAUUGAUAAGCAUUGAAUUUAGCAUUUCAAAUCCUGAGUUGAAGCUGUUGAUUGGAUUCGUUGUGGUGUGCUCUUUGAACGGUACUUGCAUUUACUAUGCAGAAGCAUCCCCAUAUUUUUACUACUCAGUGAGUCAUAAGGUAACAUAUCUUUGUUUCUGCUUGUCCCCACCAGUGAGCUGCAGAAGAUACACUAUUUUAUUUUAUUAUCAAAGAAUAAAAGAUAAGCCAGAACGUGCUGUCUGUGAGGAUGUGGAAAGUGUGUUGAUCCAUGAUUUCAAAAGAAGGUUGGAUGAACCAUGGAGGGAAACAGCAAACCGGUAUGGACUUGAUGCACUAAAUGACCACCUCCUGCACUGUAGUAAUGACGUUGACUCAAUGAUUCGUAGCAAAACUAAAAGGAAGUGUUUCUUAACUGACUUUAAUAAAAUUAGAUGCGACAUGGAGAAACAAGUGCCUUGGUUUUUGGCUUUGUUUUUGCUCCUGGAUUUCAGUGAUGAGGACUGUAUGGGAAUCCUAAGUAUAGACCUGGAGGUAGAACUGUGGACAUGAACGAAAGGACUGACGUUCAAAAUGUGCAACUUGCUUAUCGGAGUCCACAUGAGGAUCAGCUACAUUGCAGUGUACAGAAGCAAGCACUUAAAGCUGAUUCACUUACACUGACUGUUCCUGAGGUGGUGAUUGGGCAGUUGAGGAAUUCAGUCAACAUUCCUUGUACCUACCAUCCAUCGCCUCUACAUGUUGAAGUAGAAGUUACUUGGUAUAUUAAUACAUACACCAUUAUUAUUCGACGACGUGAAAGUGGUAGUUAUAUUCCUCUUUCCAACAAUCGGGGCAGAAUCUAUAUCCAGCAUGGUCCUGGAUCUGGUGAUGUGUCACUUAUCCUGAAAAAUCUGGCAUAUAGUGAUCGAGGAACCUAUACCUGUGAAGUAAAAUGGCAAACUAAACAGGGAUUAAAUCAAACUGAAGAGACAGCUGAUGUCAGUCUAAUGGUACAAAGAGCUUUACCUUCAACUAGACCUCCGGCUGCUCUGUCCCCUGUGGUUACUUCUGCAUGUGGGUUCAACAGUGCGAAGAUUGAAGUCUGGGUGUUUGCGUUGACAGUUUCUCUGAUUGUACUGAUAUUUUCAGUUAUCAUUAUUUGCAUUGUGCUCUGGAAAAGAACAAAAACAGAGCACAUAAAUGAUUUACCAAGCGCUACUCAAAGUUUUCUGUAUCAGACACCUACACAUGUGGUCAUAAGUGGAAAUAAUGAAUAUGAAACGAUGACGACAAUGAAGGAGAAUGAAUAUUCAGUCAUAUCUGUGGGAUCCACUUAUGCCUAUGCACAACCAAAUGCCUCAGUGUGAAGAAUAAUCUGAAGUUUUCUUCCUGUGCAGCUUCAUAAAAUAUGAAUUUAAAAUUGCAUGUCACAUUCUGUUUACUGCAAUUACUUAUUCAACCUCAAAGACAAAUGGCAUAAUAAGUUAAUAAAUGUUUAAGCUGAGAUGAACAGGUAACAGUUUGAGUGGGCUGUUUCUUUUCGCAACACUAGAAAUGCCCUGAAAGCUUCUAACCAAGCUUCAAAUAACUUUGUUUCUCAAUUUUAUCUAUUACCUUCUUGAAAAUUAUGCUAACUCUUGCUGGGGGCAUUAUUCCAUUGCCCCAGAUGGCCAAAAUAAGUUUUUAUUCAUAAAAAAUCUUUAUGUACAUACACAGGUAUUAAAGCAAUUCUGUACAAUCUUAGCAUUUGAAGAACAAACAAACAUUGGAAUUUGACAUUCCCUACAAUUGCAAAAACCAAAGGCAUUUCCUGCUCAUGCAGGUUGCUAUUUACAUGCAUUGGGGCAAAGUGAUGGUCUGACAACUGAAUAGACCCUGGUUGUAUUUUGGUUUAGAGACCUUAGAUGGUAAUAAAAGUUUUUUUUUAAAAAAAGCAUUAUUUAUAGAAGUAUCUUAUGUACAUCCAUAGUAGAGCAGUUUGUUUCUGUGCAGUCUUUGCAUAUUGAGGACAAGCAAACAUUGGAGUUUGACUUUCCUGAUAAUUCCACAACCCAAAGGCAUUUCUUACUUAUGCAACAUAUUGUUUACAUAUUUGAGGUACGGAGAAGGUCCAAUAAGUGAACAGCCCUUCAUUGUACAUUGGCAGAAAGAUGCUAGAUGGUGGUCUCUCUCACUGUGCCUUGGUGGCAGCUGCCCUAACUCAAGUGCAUCCCUCAGCACACAGUCCUGGACCUUGGAAUGUGUCAAUCCACAACACUGUCAGGGUCAGCUCCUUUUUUCUGGAAGACCAAGUUUCAUGUUGACCAAAGAAGGCCUUUCACUGAGUUGAUGGUCAUUCAGAUGUAGUAGAUGUUUGUCUCAGUGUGCAUCCCAGGGAAUAGACCAGAAAACAACAACUCCUUUGUCACAGAGCUGCUUGGGACGAACUGUGACCAAAAAAAAACCUGAAAAUGAUAAAAACAAAAUGCUGCAAGCCUGCAAUGUGCUGGAAAUGCUCAGAUCUGGCAUCUUCUGUGCUAAGAGAAACUUAUUGUUUUGUGUUGACUGUGACGCUUCAGAACAUUGGUUAGUUUUAUGUUAUACUUGUUAAUUCCUCAUUACUGACCAAUGGCUUUGGCUGAUGAGUUUGGGCAUAAUUGAGUGCAGCAGAACUAAGUGUCAAGGUGUCCUUAUCUGACACCCAUGUGUAUCUUUCCAGCAGAUGUUACUUGAGCAGGAAUCUUGUCUUAUUGGUUCAUUUUACUGCAAGGUGCCAAAGCUAAAAAUAGAUUUUAAAUUAUAGUUUAUUAUGAUUUUAGUUUAACUACUUUGUAUGAAAACUGUUUAGAGCUUGCUGUGUUGCUAGCAUCACUUCCUGUGUUGUGAAAAUAUAUUUUGUACUUUUUGUUUUAGAUAACUG